GGAGCGGGCUGCGCCGCUCGUGUUCUCGCAGCCCGCUAGUCGACGAUCCCGCGUGCAGUGCAAAUGAUUUUGUUUUUAUGGCGCUCAUAUUACUACAAGUGUUGGUGCUGGGUGUGACCGCGGCGGCAGUUGACGAUGUGCCGGUGAGAUGGGUGGGCCCGGCGCGGCAGUGGCUGGCGUGCGAGGCGGCCGGCCCGCGCCGCGCGCCUCCGCCGCCGCUGAUCGACGAUGACCGCCACAAGCACAAGCCAUACUUCUGGCGGAGAGACGGAGAGAAACUCGAUUAUAAAAGGGUGUCAACAAAUGGCAGCCUGGAGGUGUUCCACAAGAGAGAUGUGGAGGGUGUGUACCAGUGCGGGGUGCAUCACCACCGCGGUAUCGUGCUCGGCAAACCCGUGCAUCUUAAAUUUGCAUACAUGGAUAAGCAAUUCUCACGACACCCGGAGAACAUGACAGUACCCUUGAGGCAGCCGGCGGCUCUAUCGUGCGGCAUCAACUCCGGCCCCCCGCCCCUUAUCUCCUGGCUGAGGGACGGCGAGGAUCUGCCACGGGAUCCCAGAUAUCACAUAUUGGAGACGCAGUUGUUAAUCAUGGACGUGACGCCAGAGGACGCUGGCACAUACAAAUGUAUAGCAACAAACCAGUUGGCGAAUAGAAGUCGCGUGAGCUACAGCGGUAGUCUUCAGGUCGUGGCUUCAGACGACAGGGAGCCCGGCCUGUUGGAAGUGCACCACGCCGCGCAGUUCGUGACGCCCAGGGGAACAGACGUGGAGCUGCUGUGCCCCGUUCUUGGAUGGCCCAGACCAAAGCUGACGUGGCGACAGACGCCUCCGGGGGAGAGACCUCGCGAACUGGAAUCGACGACCGAGGUGCUGGUACUGCGUAACCUGCAGGCGGACCAGGAGGGCUUCUACACCUGCGAGGUGGAUGGACUGCCUCAACUCAUCAAGAGUUUCAACGUUAGUAUCUUCGAGCCAGUGACCGUGUCUCUGGUGCCGGCGUCUAAGGAGGUGCUGCGCGCGAGCACCGUACGCUUCAACUGCUCUGUGACCGGCAAACCUGAGCCUCGCAUCUCCUGGUACAAGGACGGACAGCCCCUAACCCUCGCCGGCAGGAUAAAUCUGCGAUCGUCCGCCGACGUGAACCGCAUGCAGCUCGUGAUCAGCGGAGUGACGUCAGACGACGCAGGCGUGUACCAGUGCGUGGCGCAGUGCGGCGGGGCGGGGCGGUGGGCGUGGUCCUCUGCGUGGGCGGCGCUGAACGUGACGGGGGCGUGGGCGGCGGCGCCGGGCGCACUGCGCUGCCUGCCCGCCGGCCCGCGCCGUGUGGCGCUGCGCUGGCUGCCCGCCGCUGAGAAAGUCGUCGCCUACACCGUCGAUACCACACCCAGAGACGGGCCGGGAAUCUCGAUAACGGGGCAGCCGCAGACAGGCACUGAGCAAGUCAUCACCCUAAAGGAACCGCUCACUCCUUACUUCUUCCAGGUCCGAGCGUACAUCCCCUCGUCGAACAAGAAGAAUGUAGCGAGCGACAUGUCGGAGAGUGUCGUCUGUCAGGGACAGGGAGUGCCGGUGCGUGUGUCUCGGUCGGAGGGCGUGUCGGGGGGCGUGUCGGUGUCGUGGCGUCAGUUCGCACGCGAGCAGCCGGGCGUGGUGCAGUGGGUGUUGCAGCACAAGCCGGACAACGCCACAUUGGAGCACAACAUCACGCUGCCCGGACAUGUCACUAACUAUACUCUGCUAGCAGACGCUAGUACGGCGUGGGUGCGCGUGCUGGGCAGCCGCAACCUGACCUGGCUGCCUCAGGACCUCUGCUUGCUACCCUGGACCUCCACGGCCAGCGCGGACCUCUCUCCCUACAGUGAGGCGGGUCCGGUGCCGGAGCGCGUGCGCGUGUCGGGAGUGGGGGGGCGCGGGUUCGCGGUGCAGUGGCAGUGCGCGCGCUGCGAGGGCGUCCCCGACAUCGCCUUCCGCGUCUGCUUCCGCAACACCGACGGCGACGGCGAAGACGACUGUCAGGAGAGCUACAAGAGCAGCGCGACUGUGGAGGGUCUGGAGCCGGGCAGCGAGUACGAGGUGCGCGUGCAGGCGGUGUCAGUGGGGGGCAGGCCGCGCGGCGCCUUCAGCGACCCAGUGCGCGUCACCACACAGCCUGAAGGUCCGGGGCUUGUGGGCGAGCUGUCGUACGCGUUCGUGAACGCGACGUCGGUGCGCGUGCGCUGGCGGGGUGCGGCGGCGCGCUACACUGUGCGGUACUGCUCGCGUCUGCGCCUGCCUGUAGAGCAGUGGGACGCUCUCACCACUCUCAACAACACCGCGCUUAUAACCGGCUUGGAACCUACGGAGCAGAUGUACGUGAUGGUGACGGGACAUGAGCCGCAGGGUCACAGCCGCAUACUAACCAUUCCCGCGCAGUUCAAGGAUCUAGAAGCAAAGGAGUUGAAGUACGUGUACACGCGUAACGGCGUGCGCGUGUGGUGGGAGGAGGGGGGUGGUGGGAGCGGCGCGCGCGUCGUGCGCGUCGUGCGUUACGCGCAGAACAUCACGCGCCCCGUGGAGCACUGGCACGCGCGUAACGUCUCCGACAUGCACGUUGAGCUGGAGGAUCUGGACCCGUCGUUGCCCGUGUACGUGAUGGUGACGCUGCCCGGACCAGACAAGCCAAACCAGGUGCUGACCAUCCCGCCGAGACCCCACGACAACUACAACCUCUACCUUAGCGUGGGAGUGGGCGUGGGCGUGUGCGUGUUGUGCGCCGCGUUCGUGGCCGCCGCCUGCAUCUGGAAGAAAUACAAGAACCGCUCCAGACUGAGAUCACGCAGAAAUCAACACGCUUUAGAAGAGAUGGAUGAAGGAAGCUCCGAAAUGAAGAUGGGAGCGGGCGGCAGCGGAGUGGGCGGGAGGCUGGCCAAUGGCGGUGCGUGCGGCGAGCCCUUGCUCAAUGGUCAUCUGCGUCCACAUCAACAUAGUAAAACUCCGAACGGCAAAGUGAAGAAAGCACACCUGUACGAGGUGUUCGACGUGUCCCGCGAGGAGGGCGACGUGACGGUGGAGACAGUGCUGGAGGACGGGCCCGCCUACAGCCUGCUGGACACCUCGCGCCGCCCCGAGCACGAGACACGCCCCCCGACACGAGAGCCCCGCCCCCACAAGCUGCCCGACGACAACAUGAACUCCGAGCUGAACAGGACCGCCGACAGCCACCUCGACACCGCCGGCCUGCAGCCCACGCUGCAGCCCAACGGUUGAGACGCCCCCCGCCGCGGACCUCUAGAAUUACAAGGGGGUGGGCGACCCCCCGGACCCGACGCGCGCCCCCCGUCGCCGGGGGCGGUGUCGUUGUAUAUUUAGUACCGGAUAGAUUGAGAUUUUGUACAGACCUCCUCUCGGUCUCGGUUUGCGCGAGGACAACUUGGCGUGUUUUGUUCCUAAACUAGACUUUAUUUUCAACUUGUCAAGGCUGAUUUUUGCUAACAAUAGUACGGGUUUUAUACGUAAUCGUAACUUGUAGUUCCGUCGGCUCGGAUAAUAGAAACACAAUCGUGGGCACGUGAAGUUAUUCUCGCCGGGACUCGGCCCGCGAGUUGAAGCACCCUCGUUGUAUUGUACAUAGACAAGUAGUGUGGCUGCGCAAGUGGCGCCACUCGCACGAGGGAAUGCGGCGAGACAAUAAACUAGUAAUGGCGCGAAACACUUAACCUCAAAAUAUUCCGAACGAAGGCAGAUUUCGGAUCGUCUCGAGUUUGUAUAUACUACAUCGUAUCGCAGUGCCUCAGAAAAGUACAUAUUAGGUGAUCCUCGUUUAAACAAAAAAAAAAAAAACUACAAAAUAGAUUUCACCGUUAGUGCAACUUAAGCGUACAAAAUAUAGACCAAAAUGUAACCCAAACAGUUUAACACAAACUCACUUG
Molecule: messenger RNA, 3910 nt
Organism: Papilio machaon (common yellow swallowtail)
Lineage: Eukaryota; Metazoa; Arthropoda; Insecta; Lepidoptera; Papilionidae
Product: protogenin
Exons: 24
Coding region: 78-3248 (1056 amino acids)
Biological process (GO): axon guidance; cell-cell adhesion
Cellular component (GO): plasma membrane; axon
Molecular function (GO): protein binding
Source: RefSeq, a predicted model, not a curated record